Molecule: messenger RNA, 2707 nt
Organism: Ornithodoros turicata
Lineage: Eukaryota; Metazoa; Arthropoda; Arachnida; Ixodida; Argasidae
Gene: Vps16A
Product: vacuolar protein sorting-associated protein 16 homolog
Exons: 23
Coding region: 47-2563 (838 amino acids)
Biological process (GO): vacuole fusion, non-autophagic; endosomal transport; intracellular protein transport
Cellular component (GO): lysosomal membrane; endosome; cytoplasm
Molecular function (GO): actin binding
Source: RefSeq, a predicted model, not a curated record
AUGUCUGGCAACGACGAGCAGAAAGGGAGGGGGAGGUGCCACAGUAAUGGCGCUGUUCACGGCAGACUGGAAUCCACUUGGGAAAGAUGUUUACUACCGGAAAUUUGAACUUUAUGCGAUGGGAUGGCAGGAGCAGAAUUUGUGCAUCUCGGACUUCACUAUCGCCGCUGCUCCAUUUGGUGGUCCUAUUGCUAUCAUAAGAGAUGAGCGCAAGGCGUUGAAAGUUAAGCUUGGUUCCACUCGGCUAAUUCACCUCUUCUCAGCGAGUGGCCAUACGCUUGGAAACAUACGGCACGAAGGCAACAGCAUCGUUUCUAUGGGAUGGUCUCACACUGAAAGCUUGGUUUGCGUGCAGUCAGAUGGCCUUAUUUAUGAAUACAGUCUCACUGGCAGAAUACUAGCUAACUUCAGCAUGGGUCAGGUUCCCAAAGACACAUCGGUGCUUGAGUGCAAGAUCUUUAGCACCGCAAACCGUACAGGGGUUGCUGUGCUCACUGGGUCGUACAGUUUCUUCCUUGUCGAAAACCUGUCAACUCAUCGUAUCCGACAGCUGGCAGAAGUGCCAGGACUGUCAUCACCUCCUUCAAGUUGGGCAGUUGUUGCAGUAGACCAAGCAACUAAAGUUAUUGUUGCAAAGGACAAUUCAAUAUAUGUGCUCGACGAGAGAAGCGGUGAUGGUUGCAUACUUGAGCAACCACAAAUCUCAACGGCAUUUUCUGCUGUGACAGAAAUGGCAGUCUCGUUCGAUCACAGCAGUAUAGUUAUGUUCCUAGAUACUGGGUGCCUAUGGAUGGGCACUUCUGAUUUGAAGAAAUGUCUCUGUGAAGUUGACACGAAGGCAAAAGCAAGGCCAAAGCAGAUGAUGUGGUGUGGACGGAAAGCUGUCGUCUGCCAUUGGGCAAAUAUCAUGCUUGUGAUCGGCCUUGAAAAGGACUUCAUAAAUUAUACUUUUGAUGAUGCUGUGCAUUUAGCCCAAGAACUGGAUGGUAUUCGUGUAAUUAGUAACUCAUCCCAUGAGCUUCUGCAAAAGGUUCCAAACAUCGUUACCGAAGUUUUGCGUAUUGGAUCCUUGGCACCAGGAGCCCUUCUCAUGGAGGCCUUGUCUGAAUUCGAGAAAAAGAGUUACAAAGCUGAUGAGUACCUACGGAUGAUCAUUGAUGACAAUAAUCUCGAGUUGGCAGUCUAUCAGUGUAUCGAUGCAGCAACACAUCAAUAUCCCCCCAUGUUCCAGAAGAAAUUGCUCAGGGCUGCAUCUUUUGGAAAGUCAUUUAUUCCUAGCAUGGAUCCUGAGAGCUUUGUAAAUGCUUGUCAGACACUGCGUGUCUUGAAUGCUGUCAGAGAACACACUAUAGGACUACCUCUCACAUACACCCAGCUAGAGUACUUAAGUAUGAACGUCCUGUUGGAUCGCCUGAUUUUGAGGCAGCAUUAUUGCCUCGCACUGAGAAUAGCCAAAUUUCUGAAAAUACCAGACACUGAGGGCUCUAGCCGAAUACUGGCACACUGGGCUUGCUACAAGGUUGGUCAGCUUCACUUGGGUACUGAUGAUGUGGCAAGGGCAAUCGCGGAGAAGCUGCAGUCCGCCCCUGGUAUCCUGUACUCUGAAAUUGCAAAGAAAGCUGUUGACUGUGGACGCCAUGACUUGGCUGUAAAGCUACUGGACUAUGAGCCAAGGGCUUCCGAGCAAGUACCCAUUCUCAUAGAACUGGGCAAGGAAGACCUAGCCCUCGUUAAAGCAAUUGAAAGUGGAGACACAGAUUUGGUUUACACAGUGAUCUUGAAGCUGAAAGAGAUGAAAUCUUCCGAGUUUGACAUGACCGUGAGAAGGUUCCCUGUUGCAUGGUCCCUUUACUUGAAGCUCUGCAAAGAGCGAGACAUUCAAAAACUGGAGGACCUGUACGAUCAAGAAGACAACCACGUGGGGGUUGCCGAGUGUAAAAUUUUGGAAGCAUAUAAGACUAAGCGUGUAGAGCAACGGAUGGCAGCCCUCCAGUGUUCUCUUACAAGGUACAAGGAUGCCAAAGAAGAACCAUUUGCAGCUGCGCAAACUGAGGAACAGCUGCGUUUGAUGAAAUAUCAGCUGAAGAUGGAAGAGAAAUUUAAUGACAAGUUUAUGGACCUCUCCGUUCAGCAGACCAUGCGUCGUCUGAUGGAAAUAAAGGAAAUGAAGCUUGCUGAAGAAAUGCACAAAGAAUUUAACGUUCCUGAUAAAAGGUACUGGUGGCUCAAAAUCACAGUGCUUGCUGAGGAAGGCCACUGGAUUGAGCUGGAGAAGUUCUCAAAGUCUAAAAAGUCACCCAUAGGAUACGAGGCAUUCGUCGAUGUGUGCUUGAAGUACGGGAAUAAGUAUGAAGCACAGAAAUAUCUUCCCAAAGUAAACAAAGAGAACAAAGUCAAGUACUUCGUGAAAGUUGGGAACCUGGAUGAAGCAGCUAAGGUGGCAUUUGAGCAGAAGGAUGAGAGUGCUCUUAAUUUUAUCUUAAGCAAGUGCAACAUAACAACAAGCCCAGGCAUCAAGGACAAGAUUGCCAACUUGAAAAAGCAGCUUGUGGGGAAGAAAUAACUGUCUAUAGUACUGUUUGCAGCAAACGCUUCAAUUUCAGGACACAGACUACGCGCGACACCGCAAGUGCUUUUGUAACUGUGCAGCACAUCUGUCUUUUUGUUUAUGAUGUACAUAAAAUAUAAAUGAUUUUUUAGUACAUAA